AGGGGGGGUCACGUCGGAACGUGGACUUUGCUCCUGUCCUCAGGUGCUUUGAAAAUGCUGCAUGACAUCGAAGAACUGACGGGGGCGGGACAUGCAGGGUCUGUGGCGGAAGAAAUGCUGGAAGAUGCUCUGAGUGCGGGUACUAUCGCCUCUAGAUUGAACUCCCCGGAGUCUUUGUCCUCAUCUCCAUCCGUUUUGCAACACGUGUGCGAAGCUAUUCAAGAUUUGCGGAAGAAAACUAAGGCACAAAAGCGGAGACUAGCGCAGCAGAAUCGGUGCCGUACUCUGUCAGCGAUGGGUCUCUCUAUCACACAGGGUUAUGCGUCUACUCUAGGUCCAUCAAUUGCUUUGCCUAUGCGUGAAGCAGACGCGGCCUCUCAACAAGAAGGGAACAAGGCGGCUGCCCACAUCAUAAUCGACGACGCAGGAGGCAACGUCACUCCCUCCUCUUCCGCGGUCUCCUCUGAAUCUUCUCUUUUACAUCUGAGUGGCGAAGCAGCGUCCUCUGACUCUGUCUCACGUCAUCGUCGUCCGCGGUCUCUGUCUCUCUCGGCAUUGCCCUCGUCUACCGCCUCCUUCCUCCCAUCCAGCAUGUCGGCCACAAAGAAAGCAAUUUCAAAAACGUUGCUUUCUGCUUCUACUUCGAGCCACUCGAAUUGGUUGAAAGACUUACAAGGACUCCCGGAAGAGCCGGGACUGGCAUGUGAGGUUUGUCAAGAAGGCUUGGCUUUGAAACCCUCCGAGGUUUUGGGCGUGUAUAUUUACAGCAAGGGCGUUGGCCCUUGCGAUGUUGCAUCUUUGGAGGGUGAUAUUGUCAUGCUGAGCAGGGAUAAUUCCCGGAGCAGUGGUGGAUCGGAAGCAUCGACCGGGAUGACUGCGGCAGGACCUACGUCAGGGACGACAGCGGCAGUGCCUGCGUCCGGGUCCACAUUGUCGACGACCGCUCUGCUACGCGCACGCACCCUUUUUGAACCUUUUGGACAGGAAGAAAUGGGAGAGGAGGGAAGAGGUAUGGAAGAAGGAGAAAAUGGAGGAAGAGGACGAAAUUUUACUUGGGGCCGACGUCACCUUCUGGCGAGUGCAAGCUCUUCACCCCCCUCGUCUGCCGGGUCUCGCCGCAGUUGCCGUUUAGUGACCACUGUCUCGGCCUUCAACCUCAUUCAUCUUUCCUGCCAUGCAGAGGCAGCGCGUGCUGAUCGGGUUCUGAAACAGCCCAAAGGGGAAUGGGAAGGUGCUUCCCUUCGGAACUCUCGUGUGAGCGCCAACGGCCUUCUUCCCAUACGAGGGCCUCAGACGUCUCCAGACGCGUUCUCGCAGGCAGUCGAUAAGCAUUUUGCCCGGCUGAAAGCAUUUCAUCAACAUGCCCCUGUCUCUCGUCUCGGCCUGGUCGCUCAUGACGUUCGCUUCCUAUUGCUUAGGGUUUCGUACGGUGAUAGCUUGAGGAAAGACUCCGGUGGAGGGUCUUUGUCAAGCAACUUAAAGCUAGUGCCCUACCAGCUGGCCAUGGCGGAGUACUUAAAAAGGGAGGAAGGCAACGAGGAGAAGUGUGAAGGGAGAAAAGUAUCUGUCUUAAAAGAAGCGGUGUGGGCGUGGCUGGAAAAAGGGAAGAAAAUGCUGCACGGCUUAGGGGAGGAGUGUGCAAAAACGGAGGUUCCACAAGGAGAGCAGGUAGCUGAAUAUGCAAGCAAAGUGGAAUCAGGUCGAGAAGAGCUGUGGCGAUCAAGCGGCGUUGAUGUAGCUGCAACGAUGAGAGGAACACAGAGAUUGUCAUCACCCGGGCAAGCGAAGAAACGCAAGAGAGAUGGCAAGCUGUCCCUUAUGGAUGAUCUGUCGGAGUUGGCGGCUGGCUCGACUUCCAUGCCCAUGUUUGCCGUGUUGUUCUUCUCGCUAGAAGAGUGGGAGGCGGCUCGUCCAGUUUUCGCACGACUUCUACUGCUCUCGGCACACCUUUGUCAGGGAGAGGGCAAUCUGCAUAGUAUGAGCAUUCAACAGGCCGGAGGGGAAUUGAAUGCGUCCAGAAUGGGAGCGGGAGCUUUUCAAAGCCAGACAAGGGGAUUUCAGAAGCAUAAAGAUUUGGGAGACGGGAGUAGAACUCAGAAACGUCGACGGGCACUUCCUGAGGGUGACAUGUUGGAUACAAAUACAAGACCUAUGGCUUGGAAUGAAGAAGGAGUGGAUGAGGAUGAGGAUGACGAAGAUGAGAAAGGGGACAAGGAGGAUGUACAUGAACGGGAGGGGAAGCAGCUGGCUCGGGUCCGAGGACGUCCGUUGUUGAUAUAUUUGACUCUAUUGGACCUCUUGGUUAAGGGAUUUAAAGGAAGGAGACAAGAAAGGGAGGAAGGCGGAAGAUCUGAGGGAGAUGGAUUGUAUGAAGAUGACCAGCAAAAUACGAGAGUAUGUGAAGAAAUUGCAUCAAAAUUUGAAGAGUUAACGAGCGAGAAAGAGAACGAGGGAUGGCUUUUUCGCGUAUUGACGGGGAAUAUUUCUCUAGGGGAGGUGAGAGGGGUAAGAGUAAUACCAGGUGCCACCCGGGACAAGGAUGGAGCUGAUGAGGUUAUCCGCCUUGUCAGAUGUGGUGGUAGCUCCCUUUUGUAAACACGCUUAAAUACUCAUGUAUAGCAGCUUGGACAUUACGUGUAAAAGUGAAUGCACUGACACCAUUGAAUUGGGCGGCUCAUCGAGGGUUUGCGAGCGCGGGAAGCAUAGAGGAAGUACCAACACAUCCUCCCAAAAAAAUCAUUUAGAGGG
Nannochloropsis gaditana CCMP526 is the source of this 2748-nucleotide messenger RNA. RefSeq lists its product as uncharacterized. The record is from RefSeq and is a predicted model, not a curated record. The annotation marks the transcript as partial. The transcript has a single exon.